CUCAACAAUCCCCUGCCAUUCCCCAAGGACUGGUGCACGAGUACUCCCAGCUCCCUCCGCCGGCCAUCUGCAGAAGGUGGUGAGCGCGCACACGGAGGGAGUCGUCAGCGGGGGAACGCACGUCCCACUGAUUUACGACGCCGAGGCAAGCUCUGGGGCCAGACAAAGGGGGUCGGUGACCACAGCGGGCAGGCUCUAGCUCCGGCGCAUGACCUUGUUUCUCAGCAUGAAAAGCAAAAGUUGCCCUGGCAGACUGAACAGGAAACUGCAGGCCCCGGGUUGGACUGUCAAUCGGCAGAUCAAGCAGGCCCUUCGAGUUUCAAAGCAGCAACUGAUGCAGAUGCCGGCCUACGUGGCGGGCUUCAGCCGGCUGGCCUCGGUGGUCGCGGGGUCGCUGUCCACCCACCGGGGCAUGACGCUGUGGUACGGCCUGAUGGGCGUGCGCCUGGUGGCUCUCUUUGUGGCCGACCGGCCCUGGGACUCCCUCCGGACCGACUUCAUCUGCAACGGGAGCGUCAGCCCUUACUGUUGGGCCAACUGCUUCAACCGCCACUUCGACUUCCCCAUGGACGUCCUCUGGGACUUCAGCUACAUCCUGGCCGCUCUGCCCGUCUUCUGCCUCUACCAGCUGGCGCAGGGCAGGAGGCCAGUGGCCCCCGAGGAGCCGCUGAGCCCCCAGGCCCUGGGCCGGGCCGGAGGCUGUUGGCCCUGGGGCUCGGCGGCCUGCGCCCUGGCCUUGGCCACCAUCGAGGGGGCCUUCCUCUGGCUCCUGCUGCGGGUCCAGCUGCCCCUGGCGGCGCCAGGCCCGGCCCUCUGCCUCUCCCCAGCCUGCCCGCAGCCCGUGGUCUGCGGCCUCUUCGCCCAGGCCGAGAAGCUGGGCGCUCUGGCCGUCCUGGGCUUCGCCUCGGCCCUCAACAUCCUGGCCAGCCUGGCCUACAUCGGCGCCACCUGCCUGGCGGUGAGGAGGGGGGCGUGAGGUGCCCAUGGCAACCGGCGGGGAGUGGGGUUUCGGGGGGGGGUUCGGGGGGGCG
Carcharodon carcharias (great white shark) is the source of this 1031-nucleotide messenger RNA. RefSeq lists its product as uncharacterized. Lineage: Eukaryota; Metazoa; Chordata; Chondrichthyes; Lamniformes; Lamnidae. The coding region runs from base 209 to 976 and encodes 255 amino acids. The transcript has 2 exons. The record is from RefSeq and is a predicted model, not a curated record.